Molecule: messenger RNA, 2387 nt
Organism: Danaus plexippus (monarch butterfly)
Lineage: Eukaryota; Metazoa; Arthropoda; Insecta; Lepidoptera; Nymphalidae
Product: bifunctional purine biosynthesis protein ATIC
Exons: 11
Coding region: 226-2010 (594 amino acids)
Biological process (GO): 'de novo' IMP biosynthetic process
Cellular component (GO): cytosol
Molecular function (GO): IMP cyclohydrolase activity; phosphoribosylaminoimidazolecarboxamide formyltransferase activity
Source: RefSeq, a predicted model, not a curated record
CUUAGACCUGCGCUAAUAAAAUUGUUUUUACACUGUAAAAUUUACAGGAUAGCGUGUAUUUUCAACUCUUGCACAUGUGAUUUUGUAUAUGUGCCCGUUGCCGGUAAUAUAAAGAUUAACAAUAUUUUCAAAUUGGAAUUGCGGACCCCUGUGAGAGGUCGCUUCAAUAAACUGCUCCAGAGUCAAAUAUAGACAGUUUUAAACUACUACUUACAACAAUAAGACAUGGCUGCUAAUGGAAAAUUGGCUCUGCUAAGUGUGUCAGACAAGACCGGUUUGAUACCAUUGGCCAAAUGCCUAUCAGAUAUAGGUCUAGGAUUGGUAGGAAGUGGUGGUACUGCUACAGCUCUCCGUAAUGCUGGCCUUAAAGUUUUGGAUGUGUCUGAUAUAACUGGAGCUCCAGAGAUGCUCGGAGGAAGAGUGAAGUCACUCCACCCAGCAGUACACGCUGGUAUACUAUCAAGGCUCACAGAUUCCGAUCAAGCAGACAUGAAACGCCAAAAGUUUGAAAUGAUAAGCGUGGUAGUCUGCAAUCUCUAUCCAUUUGUGGAGACAAUAUCUAAACCUAACGUCACAAUACCCGAUGCGGUAGAAAACAUCGAUAUUGGUGGUGUGACGCUACUAAGAGCAGCCGCUAAAAAUCACGAUAGAGUCACCGUGGUUUGCGAUCCAUCGGACUAUGACGUAGUUAUGAAAGAAUUGAAGGAGAGUAAUGACCACCAAACCUCCUCAGAGACCAGACAAAAGUUGGCCUUGAAAGCUUUCACCCACACUUCACAAUACGACACUCACAUUUCGGACUAUUUCCGUAAGCAAUAUUCUGCGGGACAGUCACAGAUGACCUUGAGAUAUGGUAUGAACCCUCAUCAGAAACCAGCUCAAGUAUUUGUUACCCGCGACCAACUACCGUUGACAACCCUGAAUGGUUCACCUGGAUUCAUCAACCUCUGUGACGCCCUGAACGCCUGGCAGUUGGUUAUUGAACUCAAGGAGGCGCUAGGGCUGCCAGCAGCUACAAGUUUCAAACACGUUUCACCGGCUGGAGCUGCAAUUGGGCUGCCCUUAAACGAGGAGGAAGCAUCAGUAUGUAUGGUGUCAGAUCUGCUUCCAAAACUGUCUCCUCUCGCAUGUGCGUACGCCAGGGCUCGUGGGGCCGACAGAAUGAGUUCGUUUGGAGACUUUAUAGCGAUAUCGGAUGAAUGCGACGAGAUCACAGCCAGGAUAAUAUCUCGGGAAGUAUCUGAUGGCAUCAUCGCCCCCGGAUAUUCACCAGCCGCAUUGGAAAUCCUGAAGAAGAAGAAGGCUGGCAAUUACUGCGUCCUUCAGAUGGAUCCCAAAUACACGCCGGAUUUAAUGGAACAAAAGACAAUAUUCGGUUUGACCCUGGAACAAAGACGUAACGACGCCAAGAUAACCGCUGAUCUGUUUAAGAAUGUUGUCACCAACGAAAAGUGCCUGCCGCCUAACGCGAUUAGGGAUCUCAUAGUAGCAACCAUCGCUCUCAAAUACACACAAAGUAACUCUGUGUGCUUCGCUAGAGAUGGACAAGUUAUAGGUAUCGGUGCGGGUCAACAGUCGAGGAUCCACUGCACCCGUCUCGCUGGAGGCAAGGCCGGCUUGUGGUGGACAAGAAGACAUCCCAGGGUUAGCGACAUGAGGUUCAAGAAAAACGUCACCAGAGCUGUCAUAUCUAACGCCAUUGACAACUACGUCAAUGGUACCAUAGGUACCGACUUGCCUCUGGACCAGUGGAAUAGUCUUUUCGAAGGUGAACCUCCUGCGUUGCUAACUCCCGAGGAAAGAGACGCUUGGAUCAAAAAAAUGGAUAAAGUAGCUCUCGCAUCCGACGCGUUCUUCCCAUUCAGAGAUAACAUUGAUAGAGCAGUCCAGUGCGGUGUGGAAUACAUCGGCAGUCCAUCCGGUUCAAACAACGACAAGGAAGUCAUAGAUGCGUGCAACGAACACAAAAUAAUUCUUGCUCACACAAAUUUGAGACUUUUCCACCACUAACAACUAUUCAUAUAAAGAUUUUUUUUCUGAAUCUUAUGCCAUAAGAAAUAAAGAAUUAUAAUGAUAUAUAGAUAUUUCUAAUAAUACUUAGAUAUAUUUUUGUGAAAUUUAUGAAUUAUCCUGUUUCCGAGUGUCUUCCAAAAAUGUAUCAUUUUAUUAAAUGUUAAAAAAAUCGUAAAUGUUUUAUGGAUCAUGUAAAUUAUAAUCAAUUAUUGUGUUUUAUAGUGAAGUUCGUUCGUAAUGAGAUAUAUUUUUAUGUCGUGACUCGCUAUAACUUCACGAUUUAAUAUAUUGGUAACGUCCAGCACAAUCUCUGCUUUUGUAUUAAUGUUUAGACAUUCCUUUAUAUUUUAAGUAUAAUACAACUAUAUAGAAUG